Symbiodinium sp. CCMP2456 is the source of this 377-nucleotide messenger RNA. Lineage: Eukaryota; Dinophyceae; Suessiales; Symbiodiniaceae. The record is from the annotation of a GenBank genome assembly.
GCAUAGACGCACUGAACGAGCUGAUUCUGCGGCAUGUUGCUGAAUUCGUGGAGGAGGAACUGGCCACCGUUGGCAGCCCCUACCUGCUCACGUUCAUGGACGAUGUGAUGCGCCGGACAAUCUUGAGAGGCGCUGCAGAAAUUGGUGCGGGCCUUCUCCCCGAGAGCCAACCCUGGGUCACGGCGGCCCUGGUCCAGAUGGAAGAAGCAGUCCGGACAAGCUCCUUCGCCUUCAUCGCCAGCCUCCCCGAUGAGACCAAAGACUAUUUGAUGAAGCUCAAGGCGACUGCAGCCUCAGCCGCUUCAGACCCUACGGAAGUCGUGAGCCAGGCUUUAGGGCGACAUCUGCAGGCUCAACAGGAGCCAGCAGCCGCCUGA